Molecule: messenger RNA, 1686 nt
Organism: Linnemannia hyalina
Lineage: Eukaryota; Fungi; Mortierellomycota; Mortierellomycetes; Mortierellales; Mortierellaceae
Source: the annotation of a GenBank genome assembly
AUGGCGGCGACAUCAUGGCCGGAGGAGGCCAUCAAGUGGUUCUCUUUAACGUUUAUCGGACUCUCCGUCACGGUCCUUCUCGGAUACACCGUCGUUAUGUCGUACUUCAAUUCCAAGAUAGCCGGCGGCUUUAUGAGGAACCGGGAUCGUACCUUUGAGGAGCUCUAUCAGGAAAGGAAGAAGAACAAGGCGACGACGACGACGGCUGAGGGAAGCUCGAGCAAGGACGCUGAGGGUGUCAAUGACAAGGAGAAGGAGUAUGGCGAGAAGAAUGCUCCUUAUCUUAUUGCGGGAUUCUUUCAUCCCUACUGUAACGCAGGAGGCGGAGGAGAGCGUGUACUCUGGACGGCGAUCAGAGAUAUUCAACAAAAGUACCCCCAUGUGGUCUCGGUAGUCUACACUGGCGACACAGAUGUCAACAAGCAGGAUAUCCUGGAAAGAGUUCGGACUCGAUUCAACAUUGACUUGGACCCUUCCCUCGUUGGGUUCGAGUUUCUGAAGAAACGGUUCUGGGUUGAGGAUGCGAAAUGGCCUCGGUUUACGUUGAUUGGGCAGAGUAUUGGGUCGAUGGUUUUGGGGUGGGAGGCGCUGCAGUGUGUUGUUCCUGAUAUCUGGAUCGAUACGAUGGGAUACGCAUUCACGUACCCAGCGGCCAGGUUGUUUGGAGGAUGCCAAGUGGUCGCCUAUGUUCACUACCCAUCCAUCAGCUCAGACAUGAUCGGACGAGUCGCCAGUCGCGAGAGCGGCCACAACAACGCCAAUGAAGUCGCCAAAUCCUCGUUCUACACCAUCCUAAAACUCGUUUACUACCGUCUCUUUGCUCUGAUCUACGCCCUCGUCGGGAAAUUUUGUCAUACAGUCAUGACCAACUCUUCAUGGACAAAGGGACAUAUCGACUCGCUCUGGGGAAUCAAGUCAACAGUAGUUUACCCACCUUGUGACACUGAGGCGUUCAAGGAUUUCCCAUUGCGUGAUCGAGAGAGAAUUGUGGUCAGCGUGGCCCAGUUCCGUCCUGAGAAGGGACAUGCGUUGCAGUUGGAUGCUAUGGCGCAGUUGUUGAAGGAUCAUCCUGAAUAUCGUCAGAAAACUGGUGGAUUGGAGAAGAACCCCAAGGCGGUGCAGCUGGUUAUGGUUGGAAGUGCCCGUAAUGAGUCGGAUACUAACAGGAUCAAGCAAUUGAAGGAGAAGGCUUCCCAGCUCGGUAUUACGGACAAUGUCACGUUUGUUGUCAACGCUCCUUUCAGCGAGCUCCAGGCUUGGUUGGCACGUUCCAAGAUUGGAAUCCACGCCAUGUUGGACGAGCACUUUGGCAUUGGUGUUGUAGAAUACAUGGCUGCGGGAUUGGUUCCAGUGGCGCAUAACUCGGCGGGCCCCAAGAUGGACAUUGUGCAACCUUACAACAACGAGCCCACCGGAUACUUGGCCUCGACGCCUCAGGAAUUUGCAGAUGCGAUUGAGAAGGUAUUGUCUGCCGGAGACUCGACCUUGGAUAUGCAACUCCGUGCCCGGGACAGUGUUCAAGAACGGUUCUCGGAAAAGGUCUUUGAAGAGGGGCUCCAGAAGUGUCUCCAUGAGGCCCUUUCGCGUGAGGCGAUUACUAUCUAUGGACGGUAUAUGCUUGAUCCUCCAGAGGGCGGGUGGCCUUCUGUGGUUGAAGAGGACAAAAAGGGGAAAAAGGACAAGUAG